Molecule: messenger RNA, 390 nt
Organism: Colletotrichum navitas
Lineage: Eukaryota; Fungi; Ascomycota; Sordariomycetes; Glomerellales; Glomerellaceae
Exons: 4
Coding region: 1-390 (129 amino acids)
Source: RefSeq, a predicted model, not a curated record
AUGGAGAGUGUUGUAGUUACAUUGCCUGGUCACCUCGUCGAGACCAACACCGAGGCCGACAUUAUCUACGAGUGGCCCAAGGACAUUGCCGGGAACCUUAACAUUGUAGUCUUUGUCGUGCCUCUGACCAUUCUGAAGCUGAUGACAGGAAUCCAGAAAGCGAAUACUCUGCUUCCAUGGAACUUGUCUGACAGGAUCAUCAUUCAAACCGUCAUUAUUCUCGAUGGAUCGGGUAUUCGGAAUCUCAAAUCCAUCCCCGGCAAUUACGUCGCGGCGAUCGACAUCUUGGACCUGGACAACGUCAAGUGGCCCGGUGAACCCAACGAAACGCAGCCUAUUGUCGGUCUUCGCUACGUCAAGAUCAGGCCCAGCAAAAGAAGAAGCUACUAG